Molecule: messenger RNA, 291 nt
Organism: Ostertagia ostertagi
Lineage: Eukaryota; Metazoa; Nematoda; Chromadorea; Rhabditida; Trichostrongylidae
Source: the annotation of a GenBank genome assembly
AUGUUUCUGUUUUUUGUUUUUUUUCAAUGUCAAAUUUUCAACGUUCAAUUUCAGUUGUGCUCGUCGUCUCUUGGCUGGGAAUCAGUGUUCUACCUCCACUCCGUGAUCUGUUUCAUUGCUUUCGUUGGAUGGUUCUUCUUAUACACCAACAGCCCCGAGCAUCAUCCGUUGGUCUCGAAACAUGAGCUUGCCGAUAUCAACGAUGGAAAGUCGGCUUUGUCACUACGAAAACACGCCAUGCCUUCUGCUAGCAAUAAAGAAUCGAAGCAGAUAUUUCAAGUCAAUGACUAA